AAAAAUGGAUUUCUCAACAACAGUAUCAAGCGAUUACCAAUGGCCCUUUCCAAAGCCCAUCAUAGGAAAACCAUGCGAGCCGCCGUCCCCGGACUCGGCGCCGCCGAUGCGGCCAGCGCCGGUGGCCCCGUACUGCCACUGCGACGCCCACUCCUACUCCCCGAGGGUGCAGCAGUACCAGCAACUGCUGGAAAAGGAGAAGAAGCUGUGCGAGGACUAUGAGCAGCUGCGGAAACAGAUGAUAGACGUUACAAAUGACAUAUUGGACCAUCCAUGCGACGAUUUGGACAGCAAAAUGACAACAAUAUAUAAAUCAACGUACCAAAAAAGAUCAUUCCCAGUAACAGAAUACAGAGCAAUAAUGGCUGCCUCCCAAUCACCCGCCCCUAUCCCGAUGGAGAGCAAUCGCCUCGGAGUCCUACGCUGCUACAAGGACCCGACCAACUUCUCAGAACCCCCGCCCGUCGUCAGGCCAACCAUCGAACCGGCCAGAGAAGUUCACACAGGAGUCUCACCCAAGUCCUUCCAGAUGUAUAACGCGGACUUCCCGGGGAGGACAGAGUACCAGGAUACUUACAGCGCUUCUGCUAAGGCUUGCUGGAGGUCGAUGCAGAGGUAUAGAGAGCCUAUGCCGUCCACUAGGAGACGGGCGGAUGAUACGUGCGUGUAGGUUUUGUUCAAGCAAUAAAUGUUAGGGAAGAC
Messenger RNA from Cydia fagiglandana, 702 nucleotides. RefSeq lists its product as uncharacterized. NCBI's taxonomy places the organism in Eukaryota, Metazoa, Arthropoda, Insecta, Lepidoptera, Tortricidae. The transcript is spliced from 4 exons. The coding region runs from base 5 to 670 and encodes 221 amino acids. The record is from RefSeq and is a predicted model, not a curated record.